Mesitornis unicolor (brown roatelo) is the source of this 1464-nucleotide messenger RNA. RefSeq names its product ligand of numb-protein X 2 (gene LNX2). The record is from RefSeq and is a predicted model, not a curated record. The transcript is spliced from 6 exons. Gene Ontology annotation, molecular function: ubiquitin-protein transferase activity; protein binding. The annotation marks the transcript as partial. Lineage: Eukaryota; Metazoa; Chordata; Aves; Mesitornithiformes; Mesitornithidae.
UUGCAGGUGAAUAGCUUUGACAUAAGCAACGUGUCUCACAACCAUGCUCGAGCUGUGCUUUCCCAGCCUUGCUCAGUGCUGCACCUCACAGUGCUGAGAGAGAGACGUUUCGGCAGCCGCACACACAACCACGUGGACGCCAGCAACUCCCUGCGGGAAGACAGCUUUCAAGUGACGCUACACAAACGCGACUCCAGCGAGCAGCUUGGCAUCAAACUCGUACGCAGAACAGAUGAGCCAGGAGUUUUCAUUCUCGACCUUUUGGAAGGGGGGUUGGCUGCUCAGGACGGCCGGCUCUGCAGCAAUGACCGUGUGCUUGCCAUCAAUGGACAUGACUUGAAGCAUGGGACACCCGAGCUCGCUGCUCAGGUUAUUCAGGCUAGUGGGGAGAGAGUGAAUUUGAUAAUCUCUAGACCCCUGAAGGCACAGACGGUCAGUAUUAUCCGAGACACCGGGACUCACAACAGCAACCCACACCAACACCAGUCCCAGCAGCUGUUUCACAGCAGACCCAACUCACAUAAGGAUCUCUCCCAGUGUGUUACAUGCCAAGAAAAGCACAUUACUGUGAAAAAAGAGCCACAUGAAUCUCUGGGAAUGACAGUGGCAGGAGGCAGAGGUAGCAAAAGUGGCGAACUGCCCAUCUUCGUGACGAGCGUGCAGCCUCACGGGUGCUUGGCAAGAGACGGCAGGAUUAAACGAGGUGAUGUCCUGCUGAACAUCAACGGCAUCGACUUGACCAACCUCAGUCACAGCGAGGCGGUGGCCAUGCUGAAAGCCAGUGCUGCCUCUUCAGUGGUUGCCCUGAAAGCCCUGGAGGUCCAGAUUGUAGAAGAACAGUCCCAGGCUAAUGAAGAACAACUGAGUACCAUCAGUGAAAAUGAAUAUGAUGCCAGUUGGUCACCAUCAUGGGUCAUGUGGCUGGGACUCCCAAGCUGCCUACAUAGCUGCCAUGACGUAGUCCUGCGGCGGAGCAAUUUGGGGAGCUGGGGUUUCAGCAUUGUGGGUGGCUAUGAGGAGAACCACACGAACCAGCCUUUCUUCAUUAAAACGAUUGUUCUUGGAACUCCUGCCUACUUUGAUGGAAGAUUAAAGUGUGGUGACAUGAUUGUUGCUGUAAAUGGACUAUCCACGGUUGGAAUGAGCCAUUCUGCACUCGUUCCCAUGCUGAAGGAGCAGAGGAACAAAGUAACUUUAACCGUGAUUUGCUGGCCUGGAAGCCUCAUAUAGAUUUGGGAAUCCCUUUGGUUCAAGCAGCUUCUUUUUCUAGAUAGCUGGCACAAAAUCCUCUUCUAUCUUUUUUUCCCUAUUGAUACAGCUGGUUAUAAGCAGGGCCAAAGCUGCUGUAUUUUCUUUUUUUUACGGGUCUCUCAGACUCACUCUAUGUAUCUUUCCAUCCUGAAAUAGCCAUUUCUGUUUGCUGUAUCCAUUGCUGACGCAAAUGCAAAUGUACACGAGCUUACA